GAAGUAAAGCAUAAGCAUGAUUAUUAGCACGACAUCUCAAAAUACCAUCCGCUGCGCCCCCUUCUUCGCCUUACCCGCCAAGCGCGCGCCGAAAUUGAGACAAGGCAGCGGCCGUACCGAGAUGAUCCCGUGAUUGGGCCUCUCCUUUAACCUCACCCGCGAAUCAGAGCACGCCAUUGCUGGCGUAGGGCUGAGAUGGUGUGAAUGCAAGCUGAAGGUUAUCGAUAGCUCGCGUGCAAGAGAGCUGACAGUGCAAGGCUGACCUUGUUUGGUGAUCAUUUCGUUGGGUUAAGGGUGAAGCACCACGUCCAUGCGCUUUGGUCAAGUUUGCACAUCGUCAUCGAGAAGAUUAACGUUCAACUGUUCGUUUGGGACGUAUUCGUGAUAUCCUAGGACUUUUGGUAAACAAAAGUUUCAU
Molecule: messenger RNA, 418 nt
Organism: Parastagonospora nodorum SN15
Lineage: Eukaryota; Fungi; Ascomycota; Dothideomycetes; Pleosporales; Phaeosphaeriaceae
Exons: 2
Coding region: 17-133 (38 amino acids)
Source: RefSeq, a predicted model, not a curated record